AUGGCAACAACUCUGGAUAACAGCAACAGCACUGGUUUGAAUAAGCUGCUGCCAAAGUCAAUAUCUUCUAAGCGACUUCGAAGAAAACAGGAUCGAGAAUUAGCAGGGCUGUCCCAAGAUGAUUCAAGUGUCUUUGCACAUUCGCAAUCCAGUCGCGAAACUUUAGAGAGCGACGGUACGCGCUCUGGGCAUGUCGCGGGCGACGAGGAUGAGGGCACAAGCCAGAGUCAGCACUCCUACGAGUCUGAUGGGAAUGAAUCAUCCAACUCUCGACAUCCGCCGCCCUUCUCGACUUAUCCUUCGCAAAUUGGUCAUCUGACAACAAAUUCUUCCGUCGUACAAGCCAAAUACCUACCUGAAUCUCAGCCUGCAACUUCCGACCUCGACUCCAAUAGUAGUGCGUCAAAGUCGUCCACUUAUCCACAAACGAUAUCCGAUUCGAUUGAUUCAAAAGAUACCCGGAUUGGCCGGAGUAAGACGGGCUUGGUUCCUCCCCAAAGCGCCGCUCGCCGCUCACCUUCCCCAGCUGGCAAACUGAAAGGAAUUUUCAGACCCAAAAAGAGUUCUGGUAAUAGUUCUAGCCCUGAACGUCGACCAUCGAGUGAACCCCAACCAUCGUCUGAGACGCUCGACCAUCAACGGCCCAUUCUCUCCGCGGAGCCUGGACCUGCCCAGACUUUUCCCGUUCUCGAACCACCAGCUGCAGCUAAGAUUGCUUCACCUGAGAAGCGAGCGAGAGUUCAGCCGAAGGUUGACACCAACGUCCCUCCUCGAACUCCUCCAAGUGGUGACAAACCUGCCCCGAUCAUAGUAAACACCCCACCUACACCUACCGAGCGUACCAACAGAUCCGGUCAGUCGUCUCCCGAGAGGCGAUCAAUCUGGGGCAGUCCGGGAACUAAUCCGGGCUCAAAUGGCCGUCCUUCCUCGCAAAACAUGAGCGCGAACAGAAGAAGUCGAUCCAAUUCAGCAAACAUCGGCCCAAGCAAACUAUCUAACUUUGUUUCUGCACCGCUGACACCAACUCAAGAGAGUGGUGAAGCAACCCCCAACGCAAACCCGAACCCUUCCGGUGGUUUCUUCUCGUCUAUGAUAUCGGCUGCCCAAAACGCUGCCAAUACUUUAAGCAACACCAGUCUAAACAUCGGUGGAAACAAGAAUCGAAGUGUGUCACAAAACAUACAGGACCCGACCGAGCUCAACGAUACCGAAGACGACGCUGAGCCUACCCCCACUGCAGAGAUGGCGGACAAGAAGGAAAAUAGAAAGUCUGCAGUAUCGACUAUCGGUGCAGGUGAACUGAGUCUCAGCCAGCUCGGCCUUGCUGAAGCUCCUAGUCUCGUUACAUCACCAAUCGCCGCCAGGUUUCCCGACAUUGAUACACGCGCUCGGUCCGAGUCUGCCCCUGUUGAUUCUCCCAUCAGUCCUGUAGACUUUGGUCCGGAGGAGCCGGCGAGCCGUCCGCGCUCACUUUACGAGCCUGUGAGCCGUGAACGCACGCCGCCUCCCCCAGACAAUGCGAAUAAGGAAAAUGGUGUGCAGCGAACAUCGAGUCUCCGAAGUGCUCUCAAACAAAGUCACAGAAAACGUGGAAGUUCUGUCACCACUGGUACCACCAUAGGUGCUGCAAUUGCUGCCGCUAACAGCUCGCUGGCGCAUCCAAAUCUGAGCGUCCCCAAGCUUACAGGAUUUGCCAUUGCCAGUAAGAAGCGAAACCGUGACUUUCAUGAUUUGUUCAAGAGUGUGCCAGAUGAUGAUUAUCUUAUUGAAGAUUACAGUUGUGCUUUGCAGAGAGAGAUUCUCGCGCAUGGCCGACUCUAUGUCUCAGAAGGUCAUCUUUGCUUCAGCAGCAACAUUUUUGGUUGGACCACAACUCUUGUUAUGAGCUUUGAUGAGAUAGUGUCUGUUGAGAAAAGGAGCACUGCGCUCCUGUUCAAGAAUGGUCUCAUGAUUUCAACCCUGCACGCCAAGCAUAUCUUUGCCAGUUUCACCAGCCGAGAUGCCACCUACGAUUUGAUCGUCAACAUAUGGAAAUUGGGACAUCCUACUCUUAAGAGUACGCUGAACGGGGUUAGACUGGAGGGUACUGGUGGUGACAAGACAGAAAAGGUGGAUGCUGAGCCUGCUGCUGAGGACGAGGUUCAGGAGGGUUCAGAGACAGAAGACGACAGCGAUGAUGACGAUGAAGAGGAGUACUACGAUGAGGAUGUUCAUGAGGAGAUGCACAAUGCCAGCAUGGCUACUGAGACUAACGGCACAGAGGCCGAGGUUGACAAGACCGCCUCAAGGAAAGCAUCGGGAGUAGCACUCCCAGGUGGAUCUGUGCCCGAAGAAACACCAGCCGCUUCCGGGAGCUCUACAGACUUCCCAGGUCCAGCUGCGCAUGCACCCACUGAUUGCGGCGAUUCCGCGUUGCACUACGACAGAGUGGUUGGAGAUGACAUUAUCCCAGCACCACUAGGCAAGGUGUACAACCUUAUGUUUGGCCCGGCUUCCGUUGCCUUCAUGUCCAACUGGCUAUCAGGGGAGCAAAAGUGCUUGGAGCUGCACCUAGACGACAAGAAGGGUCUCACCUUGGAUAACAGGACGCGCACAAUCACAUACAUCAAGCCACUGUAUGCAUCAAUUGGGCCGAGGCAGACCAAGACUAUUACCUCUGAGACGCUGGAGACGCUGGAUCUCGAGAAGUCGGUGAACAUGACAUGCUCAACUCAGACACCAGAUGUGCCAAGCGGAAACGUAUUCGCCGUCAAGACCAGAUACUGCCUCUCGUGGGCAGAGAAUAACUCUACCAGAGUGCAAAUGAACUGUACAAUCGAAUGGUCUGGCAAGAGCUGGCUGAAAGGUCCGAUUGAAAAAGGUGCAACUGAUGGGCAGACUACAUAUGGCAAGGACUUGUUCGCAGCUAUCAAGGCAGCAGUAUCAUCCAAGCCACAAGGUGUGGUACCGUCAGGCAUUGCACUCAAGGGAGGGAAAAAGAAGGGCAAGAAGGCUAAGCCAUCGCAAUCCAAUGCAGGUGUGGUCGAGAUCAAUACUGCACCCAAGCGUCCUGUUCAACAGAGCUGGGGAAUCCUAGAGCCGGUACGGGGGAUCUUGGAACCAAUCGGCGACAUCAUUCAACCUCUUAUUACGGGCAACGUUAUGUAUGGACUCCUGGUGGGGUUGCUGGUUGCCACGUGGUUUGGCUUUGGUUUCACCCCUAGCAGAAAUGCUCCAUACGGACACGAACUUGGGGGCGUGUACCGCCCCGACAGAAUUGCCGCCUACGAGGAGAUGUGGCGGCGGGAGGACAGCGAGCUUUGGGACUGGCUGGAGGAGCGUGUUGGAAUGGACCGCCUACAUAGCGACAACGCCGGUGUGCGCAAGAGAGCAAUGGAGCCAAAGACGGUGGAAGAAAACUUGCGCGCGACUCGAAUGGGUGAAAGGGAGGUGGAAGAGGCGAUUCGAGUUACAGAGGAAAAGCUACGAGUACUGAAGGGGGUUGUGGAGAAGAAGAGCAAACCUGCCAGAUCGGCCAGUGAGGAGGCACGAUCGCAGGAACUCUAG
Fusarium sp. VM40 is the source of this 3546-nucleotide messenger RNA. The record is from the annotation of a GenBank genome assembly. NCBI's taxonomy places the organism in Eukaryota, Fungi, Ascomycota, Sordariomycetes, Hypocreales, Nectriaceae.